AUGGAUUUCGCCCCGAAAAUCGCUCAAUAUCUCUGUGAUUUUGAGUGUCACGGAAAGGCUCAAAUGAACGGUGGUUAUUGUGCGAAACAAUUCGAGCGACCCCGAUGUUUUUGUCACUUUUUUUCGCCGAUCGAUCAACAGAAUAUGUUGUUUGGCGGAGAGAAGAGUGAACUUUACCCGAAUGGCGGUGGAGAUGAUUUGGCAAUCCGUGAUCUCUCAUUUCUUCCAUGGUUAUCAAUGAAUCAUUCGCCAAUCGAGAAAAGCACGCAAAAACUCCCGAAAAUUGAGUUCAUUCGAGAAAACGAUGAGAAAACCUGGGGAAACGAUUGGAUU
Molecule: messenger RNA, 333 nt
Organism: Mesorhabditis belari
Lineage: Eukaryota; Metazoa; Nematoda; Chromadorea; Rhabditida; Rhabditidae
Source: the annotation of a GenBank genome assembly